AUGGAUGGGCUGUUCCUCUUCCGCACCGUCACCUUCCACCCCCCGCACAACUUCACCCAGUGCACGACGCGGGGCAGCUUCCCCCAGCCCUGGCACGAGACCCUCUACAACAUGCUGGGCUUUGCCUGCCUCUUCCUGCUGCCGCUGCUCAUCAUGGUCUGCUGCUACGCUCGCAUCCUCCUGGAGAUCUCCCGGCGCAUGGGCUCCAGCCUCUUCUCCUCCCGGGAUGUGUCACUGCGGCGCUCCCAGAACAACAUCCCGCGGGCACGGCUGCGCACGCUGAAGAUGAGCCUGGUCAUUGUGUCCUCCUUCAUCCUCUGCUGGACCCCCUACUACCUGCUGGGACUGUGGUACUGGUUCUGCCCACGGGCCAUGGAGAAGAGGGUCUCGCCAGCCCUCACCCACAUCCUCUUCAUCUUUGGCCUCUUCAACGCCUGCCUGGACCCCAUCACCUACGGGCUCUUCACCAUCCCCCUCCCCAGGGGCUGGGGCUGCCCCUGUGGUCCCCCCCCUGAGCCCCAGCCGCCCUCCCCGGCCACCGGCUCCUUCCACUGCUCCGCCUCCUCCUCCUCCCUGCCGCCCAAGCGGGGGGUCCCAGGGGCACGGGGGCAGUGGGAGCCCACCAGGACAGGGCUGCCUACAGGCACCAGCUCCUGCCAGAGCAGCUCCCUGUGAGCCAGGCGUGGCCUCCUGGCCAUGGGGACACCCUGGGGGGCUCAGCAGG
Messenger RNA from Chaetura pelagica (chimney swift), 724 nucleotides. RefSeq names its product putative gonadotropin-releasing hormone II receptor. The transcript is spliced from 3 exons. Gene Ontology annotation, molecular function: gonadotropin-releasing hormone receptor activity; peptide binding. Gene Ontology annotation, cellular component: membrane. The record is from RefSeq and is a predicted model, not a curated record. Lineage: Eukaryota; Metazoa; Chordata; Aves; Apodiformes; Apodidae. Gene Ontology annotation, biological process: G protein-coupled receptor signaling pathway. Bases 1 to 675 code for a protein of 224 amino acids.